AUUACCAGCAACAAGAGCAGCAGCAGCAGUAGAUAGUGUCAGGAAGCUCCCCUAGUUUAGAGUUGGGGAGACAUAAAAAAACAAAGUUGUGACGCACUUGCGGGCAAUCGUGCAAAUGUGACCCACUCGAACCUCCUCAGUUAGGAAUCAUUAUUGACCGUCACCGCAGUCAACAUACUGAAAAGAGAUAGUGCCUCGGAGUCGCUGAGAAUCCUUGCUCGUAUCAGCAACGCAGAGCAUGCAAAUAUCUCCACUUUUAACUAAAGAACGAAAAAGGAAUUCAUCUUGGAAGCCAAAGCGUUGAUCAUCAUCCCAUCAACCAUAAAAAAAAAAAAAACAAUUUCUUACAGUCAACCCAGAUGCUGCUGCGGCUAUCCCAAUCAGAGACGCAGACGAAAUAACCGCACGGAGUGUAUUUUGCAUCCCUUUGGAUGUCGCGCAAACCGCAAUCCGACACCGACAUUUGAGACGGUCAACCGCAGACACCGCAUUCGCUGUUCCCUGGACAAGGGCAUUCCACACGCGAGCGCGUGUGCGGCAUAACCAUGACAUCGAACAGGCAGUACGACACCAAAACCUACGACACGCUAACGAACCAGGACACGAACCCGUUCGCCGGCGACAAACCGCCGGGAUCGCCCACGAUCGAGGAGGAGGACACACCGCAGGUGAUCCACGUUGUACCGGAAACGAGCAAAGCACGAUGGAACCACAUAGAAGAUUUGGAUUCGUUUUUCACCCGGGUCUACACUUACCAUCAAAAGCACGGUUUCUACGUGAUGAUGCUGCAGAAGCUGUUCGAACUGUUUCAGUUUGUGUUCGUGGUUGUGCUGAUCACGUACAUGUUCAACUGCAUCAGCUAUGAGACUCUUUUCCGUGACAAGAUCAUAGAAAAUGAAACAAAAGUGUCCCUAAGCGAUGCCAUGAUAAGCAUGCCGGAGUGUGCCGCCACACUCGGUGGAUUCCAGUGGCUGGCGUUGCUGCUGGCCGGACUGUUUUGGAUGUUUCGGUUGUUCAAAUUUUUCUACCAAUUCUUUCAAUUUUGGGACAUUAAAAUGUUUUACAAUACGGCGCUGAAAAUCGAUGAUGCUGACCUGGACAAUCUCACCUGGCACGAGGUGCAAAAGUGCAUUCGGGAGGUGCAAUCCGAGAUACAGAUGAGUAUCAACAAGGAGCAACUGACUGAGCUAGAUAUUUACCAUAGAAUCUUAAGGUUUAAAAACUACAUGGUAGCCAUGAUGAACAAAUCGCUGCUACCAGCCACGACCAAGCUGCCAUUACUAGGAAACGUAGUACUAAUGAGUCAAGCGUUACGCUACAACAUAGGAUUAAUUCUAUUCUGGGGGCCAUGGUCGCCGUUCGAAAACAACUGGCAUCUGCGGGAGGAGUACAAGCGGCCCAGCAUGCGCUCCGAGUUGGCCGCGAAACUGUCCAAACAAAUCCUCUGGGUUGCCAUAGCCAACCUCGCCCUAUCACCGUUCAUCUUCCUCUGCCAGCUGAUGUACUUCUUUUUCAAUUAUGCCGACCUGAUCAAAAAAGAACCCGGCACGCUCGGCAUUCGAUGCUGGUCUCAGUACGGGAAGCUCUACCUGCGCCACUUCAACGAGCUCGAUCACGAGCUGGACGCCCGACUUACGCGUGCCUACCGACCGGCAGUGAAGUAUAUGAAUUCGUUCUCUUCCCCACUGCUGACCGUUAUCGCUAGAAACAUUGCCUUCGAUGCGGGUGGCGUAGCAUCGCUUAUUUUGCUGUUGGCCGUGUACGACGAGGAUGUAUUUCAGGUGCAACACGUGUUUACACUCUUCACCGUCCUGGGAAUGAUCAGCGUGGUCGCAAGAUCGCUCAUCCCGGAUGAAAAUAUGGUCUGGUGUCCGGAGCAGCUGCUAAGAAACGUGCUGGCGCACGUACACUACCUUCCGGCGACAUGGCGUGGCCACGCGCACUCUUCACACGUGCGAGAUCAAUUUGAGUUGUUUUUCCAACUGAAAAUUAUGUACAUAUUGAACGAACUGUUCAGCCCAUUAGUGGCCCCGUUUGUGCUGCUGUACGAUCUCCGCCCGAAAUCACAGCAGCUGGUCGAUUUCUUCCGCAACUUUACCGUGGACGUCAUCGGGGUGGGCGACGUUUGCUCGUUCGCCCAGAUGGACGUACGGAAGCAUGGCAAUCCAAACUGGCAGGUGCCGGUCGUGGCGGACGACAAGGAUAGCGAAAGUGAAACGCCUCUCAUCACGCCCACAUCGGAUCCGGGAGGACCGGCGCCAGCAAUCGGUACCGGUGGUCGUCCCGCACCGCCGCUCGGUGCCACGCCGUACAAUCAGGGCGAACAUGGCAAGAUCGAGCUGUCCCUCGUACACUUCACGCUCACCAAUCCCACCUGGCAGAUGCCACCGGAAGCGAAACAAUUCGUGCAGGGCAUAAAACGUCACGCGCUGCAAGACCUGAACCGCCAGCGGGGUAUGAUGCUCGGGCUGCACAACCCCACCGCCAUGGGACAGAGUCUGCUAUCGAUGGAGAGCAUGGGUGCGGAGUAUUCCUCCAUCAUUCAGCCGAUCCUGCAGACGCACAAUCUGUCCAACUCGCAGCAUCUGGGACUUUCGAUGCAUCUCGGUGGGUUCGGUUCGCCCAUACCUCCGAUGACACCGAUGGGUGCUGCGGUUCACCAACCCCCGGCCGUACACCUCCCUCCGCAGCAACUGCAACAGCAGCAGCAGCAGCAAUCUCACUACCAUUUUUCGCCACCGUCGUACGACUUUGAGCGGAUGCUGCAGCAAAAUCUGACCGACGCCAGCACGGUGGUACCACCGAUGCCCACGCGGAGCACCUUCCUGGCCGACAUCAAUGAGAACGAUGACGAGAAUGCGGGCAUGGGUGGUCCCUCGAUGGAACCACCACCGUCGGUCGGAGCUGGUCGCAUGCAAGGUGGCGAUCCGGAAGUGGAAGCGAGUCGCUACGGAGCGACACCGGCGUUGGGUGGAGAGGGGAUGAUUUUCAGCACGCGCGGAGGCAUGUCGCGUCGCGAAGGUCCUGCUAGUGGCUCCCGCAAUGGGCUGCUGUCGAGUCUCUACGGUGAUAUGCCGGCGUAUGUGCAGGCACCGCACGAAUUUACGACCGCCGACAUGUGUCUUAGUACGUUGUACCUGCACGAGUUGCAUCACAAUCAUCUGCGACGUCAAGGUGCUAGCUUGCAGCUUGACAUGGACGCACCGCCACCGGGCGCCUUCCAUCGACCGUCGGGCGGCGGUGCGGCUGGCCGCUUCCUGGGAGUGGGCAAUAUUCGCCCGUUCGGCUCGGUAGUCCAGCCAUCGCUAGUCAGCCACCCGUUGCGCACGAUCGCGCCGGGCAUCAUCGGUACGGGUGCCGGUGGAGGAACCGCAGGGCCAUCGAGCUCUUCAUCGUCGUCGGCGGCAGCGGCCGAACGGACGCCACUGCUCGGAGGCAAAAAGUCAUAGCACCGGGCCGAAUGGGUCUAACGGCUGUGGGAGGACAGACCGAGCGAGGGGGCGGCGGGCGUGACGACGGUGUGCAAUGUUAAGUUUGAGCAAAUUGUGUGAAAAAAUGUACGCGAAGCACACCGAGCCUAGAUGAAUGCCCCCCGCACCCACUCACCACUGAUACUCGUACCCUCAUCUCAUCGGACCGAGAGAUAAAGGAGGAGGUUUACUAGUUUUGCGUGAUAAUAACAUGGGUAAAUCCAACUUAAUAUAAGGGGUAAAAACAGUGAAAGCAAUGAUAGAUACAACGAAGAGUUAAAAAAAACACCUGUGAACGGUGGCUGAAUGCUUUGUAAAUACAUCGACUAAGAACAAAACUGUUAUUUGCACCACACAACUAACAACAGUCACGAGAACUACUCUGAGCGAUAGGAAACGGCAGCUUCCAACAGUCUCAACCUCCAGCGGGAACCUACUGUGGGAUAUUAUUGAACGCAAUGGCUGUUUGUUCAAUAAGAUAUCUUUCCCACAUUGCAACCGAUUUCGUCAGUUUUCAAUACAAGCGCAUUAGCACAAUUUGUAAAUGACUUCAAACGAAUCAUGUAAAAACAACAAACAAGCCAAACCACUAUUCGUAACAGCACCAGAAUCAAAACAGCAAUACGGAAAAUCACGUUAAAGAUUGGAGUCGUCACAGAAAGGCGUCGUAAAUGGUACAAACGGAAGAUUGCAGCAAAGAUUGGGGAAACGGACGAACACUCGGGGCGAAAAAGUUCUAGAACGGAGUGUCACAGUGCAUCCUGUAAAAAACGACAUGAGUGGUUUAAGAAGAUCGAUUGUAAAAAGCUUACGUAAGAUGAUAAAAUAAAGAAAAGGCAUAUUUUUUAAAUUUUAUACCA
This is a messenger RNA of Anopheles coustani, 4330 nucleotides long. It is a transcript of the gene Atg9, whose product is annotated as autophagy-related protein 9A. The record is from RefSeq and is a predicted model, not a curated record. Bases 546 to 3449 code for a protein of 967 amino acids. Lineage: Eukaryota; Metazoa; Arthropoda; Insecta; Diptera; Culicidae. The transcript has 14 exons. Gene Ontology annotation, cellular component: phagophore assembly site; autophagosome. Gene Ontology annotation, biological process: protein localization to phagophore assembly site; autophagy of mitochondrion.